UCGUUUCCGCCUCAAGACGUCUCCCUUCCCGUCAUGCCCUGACGAUGCAAACUACGACUUUCAUAAUCACCGAGUUCCCUGCCCCUCUUCGCUCCCACGGCUGCUUGCCGUCAACAUAACAGCCCGCAUUCAGGAUGCAGGCCGUGCCGAGUCUUGCGGGGACCGGCACUGCUACCGCUGCCGCCGCGGUUGGGUUGGUUUUUGGCCAACCUCCCGAACCCGAAGUGCCAUGGUCGAGCCCAGUCCAACACAGAUUCCCCGCCGACUACGAUGGCUUCCGAGCGCAAGCUGUCCCUCCCCGCCCCAGCACGAGUGCGGUUCCAAACUAUCACCCUUGCUCGUCACCAACCGAGGAAUUUCCCUACUCCUCCUUCCAUCAGCUCGCCGAUGAAUAUCCGAGUCCCCUUGCCUCCAACCCGACAAGCCCAUUAAGCCCAGUAAGCCCGACGAGUGCCCCCCGGCCGAUGACGGGUAAUUCGGCCAUGUUGCCAAGGUCCAGCAGCAGGAGGCACUCCUUCAUACGGCCAGGUGACUUGGCGUCCCAGCCCAUAUCAGAAAACAAGAGGGAUUCGGUUUCGUCAAGGGAUUUCUGGAUAAGGAGGCUGUCACUCCGGCCGCUGUCCCAGCAUGGGAGCCGAAGGUCCAGCGUGGGCCCGGAUUCCUCUUCCAUGGCCUUUUCCCACGGCUCUGGUGUUCCGAUCCUUGGCCAGCCACCGACCUCGCGUGCCUCUCCGAACAAGCUGGUCAAGAGAACAACAACCUCUGGGCAAAACGGCGCAGGAGGGGACGCAAGACGGCGUGGCUCUAUAUCACAGGUUCUGACGCUCCGCAGGCCAGCUACCAGCCAUCAACGGUCGGCCACGAUGCAGGAAUUUCAGCAUCAGGGUGCGCUUGCCGAGCCACUCUCGCGGGGGAUGAAGGUCCCACUCGACGGCUACAACCCUUCGCCCACUUCCAUGACGUUUGCGCCCACGCGGGAUAAUGCUGGACAAUCCGGAAGAUGGACCUCAUUCUUUCACGCUCGAAGGUCAAGUGUUUCGGGAGGGGAUAUUUCUGGGUUACCGCCCGGAAGUAGUCCUCUCCACAACCUCUUCCCCCGCAGGAGGUUAUCGUUGGCUCGGAGCCACGACUUUCGCGCCUACCUCACGAAACCGAGUCAUCUGGCUGAGGUUUCCGUAUCCACAGAUGAGGUCGAGGUCCCGCCUGAUCAGCUCACGAGCGGCAACAAGCAAGACAACAAGCAAGAUACCUCGCUGCCCGCGGCCGAUCUAGCCACGGCGGCUGAUUCAAUGGCUGACCGGCCCCCAAGAAGAUCUUUUUCAAUGCAUUUUAGCUCGGCUAGCAACUGGAUUGCGAGAACCGGAAACCCUCGGCGUCCGCGACGAAGUACUAUCGACGCGAAAUCCGGCGCAGGCAGCGACGUUCCGGACCCCGGAGCUGUGCCGCACGGCCAAGCUCAAACCCCGGUUCAACUGCGGCUCGGAGGAUCGCACGCGCCACCCAAGACGGAAGAAAACCCUCAUCAUAAACCAGAGCCCGAAUUGGGCUCAUCACAUCCCGUGCGGACGCGCAAGAGAAACUCAUCGUCUCCCUUACCACCUCUUAAUCACUUGCCUAACUUAAGCAUUGAUGUUACACGCGGUCCCACAAAGGCGCUCCAAAGCCCCAUCAAUUACCCUCACACUCCUUCUGUGACCACACACAGCCGAGGACCGUCCGGCGAGCGGUCGGUGACUCUUGCUGGCUCCGACGUUUCAGCCCGUGAUGGUACCUUUAGGGACGACGAGGACACUGACUUCAAGAGCGACGACAUGUAUGAUUCCUUCCGCACAGGGGCUUCUUCCAAUCGCAUGAGGUCCGUCGAGACGCCAGCGGAGUCCGUGUUCGAUGAGUCUCCACCUAGCACUGCCAACAACGGGAGGACAAAGAGGCUGUCGAUUCAGGAGAUGCUCGGCCGGUCUUGGGAUGGCGAAACCAAGAUCACGGAAGAGGACGAAGGCGUUGACGUGCCGACCAGGCCCGGGCAUCAAGCCGGCUCUUCCGAGUUUGACUCCCAGGGUACCAAGAACGGGUUUGGGUUUGAGUUUAGCGGGACACAUGGAUCGUCCCUGGCCGACCCGAGCCUUGAGCGUUUGUCCUUUGACGAUGACGACGAUGAUGACUGGGCACAAGACGACGAGAAUACCCUAAGCAACCACCUCUCACCGCCAAGCUCGACCAACUCACGGCGCGUCAGCCCUACGAUGAGAGAAGCCCUCAGAAACAUCAGUGGCAACGGCAGCCUAGACUGUCAGCGGGAUAGCAUGAGUGAUCGGCCGAGGAGCAACAUAUUCGAUUGGUCCGAGCCGUCGGUUCACGAUAAGCUUGACUCCGGCAUGCCGCGGCCGAAGACGGCUCAUGGGAAACAAGAGCCGGACCUGAGAGGGGGUCGGACCAUCAGCCGGAAACCGCCUGGCGCUGCCCACAUACGGAGCCAGAGCGUCCCCGUUGUCGUUCCCGAUCUCUCAGACGGCUCCAAGCAACUGCCGAAGUUUGGGACCUGGGGUUUGGGAACCAAGACUGCGAGUGAAGACUGGGAUGAUGACUUUGAGUUCGACGGGGACGAAUCCGCGAUAUGCUCUCCCGGGGGCAAAGACUCGGCUAUGAGUUUUUCGGUGGUGGUCCCUGCUUCCAUCCAGGCAACGCAGCCUAGCGUCCGAGCGCACUCUGGCCAGAUACGUGAACUAUCUUUACUGGUAAACGAUCUGAAACGCCUAUGCCGUCACGGUAAAGACCUCGAUAUUCUUCAAGGACCGUUGGCAUCAAAGUGGGCAGAUGCCGAGAGCAUCAUCGCCCUCGCGUCACCGGAUGAGGAGGAUGAGGAUCUGGACUCGACGAAGCCUUCGAUGGAUUUCGACCGAUCUAAGAUCGAUGAACAGUUCCUGGAAGACGGCUUUGACGGUUCUUUCCUCGACCACAUCGACAAGUCCUUCGGGUUUUCCGAGUCCGAGAUGUCAAAAACCGCGGUAAUACGAGAGCGGCAUAGCCCCAAACGGCGGUCCGUGUUUUCGCCAGAAGACGACAUUUUCGGCAACUGGCCAUUGAACGAACGUUCUGCCACCCCCAGCAGAUGCUCGAGUCCCAGCCGGAACUCUGCGGUUGUUUCGACCGUGAUUGAGGCAAUAAAGAAGCGGCAGCAGAAAAACGACCGGGUUAAGGGCCCAGGCCACAAUACCCCCGACACAAAACUCUUCUUCGACACCAACAGUCUCCAGGAACUGGUCAAGCGGGCCGGACAGCUGCGUGACACGCUCUCGGACGCUGUCCGUAAGGCGGAGCUGCUCACCCAGAGCCCUGCCGGAACUCCCCGGCGUGAACGGCACUCCCGUCACCAGAACCCUGAUGGCAGCCCCGCCUUUACAAGAGUCUUUGUGGAACCCGGCUCGAGCCCACCGAGACGCCUACCCAACAGCCGGAGUAACCCUUCGAUCCUGAGCAGGGCAUCGAUUGACUCGCCACGGAUGCAGAUGAUGACAGCUUCUUUAAUGGCGGAUGUGCAAUGCCUCAAGUAUUCGAACCGGGACUGUAUCUGUAGAACUACUUCCCUUCUGGUCUGAACGGACAUGGUUGCUUGCUUGCAUAGGCUUGCAUAGGAGUUUGUCAGGAGGAAGACACCAAAGGAGCACAGGGCGGGGUUAAAAGAUGGCGCGGCGUUGCUUUGUCUUGUGAAUUUUUUUCUGGUUGCCUUUCUGCAUGGCACGACAUGGCUCGGCGUGAUGUGGUAAUUGGGGGUAUGGCAUGUGGUAUGGUU
Messenger RNA from Thermothelomyces thermophilus ATCC 42464, 3790 nucleotides. RefSeq lists its product as uncharacterized. The coding region runs from base 135 to 3596 and encodes 1153 amino acids. Gene Ontology annotation, molecular function: GTPase activator activity. Gene Ontology annotation, biological process: regulation of mitotic cytokinesis. The record is from RefSeq and is a predicted model, not a curated record. Lineage: Eukaryota; Fungi; Ascomycota; Sordariomycetes; Sordariales; Chaetomiaceae. The transcript is spliced from 3 exons.